CCUCCAGUCUGACGCGAAUUCAAAGACGAGCGAGAGGCAUCAGCAACAGGGCACUGCCAGUUCACCAGCGAGGACAGUUAUACAGAAAGCAUCUCGAUCGUCUAGACGAAGAAUUGGGACCGAACGGCACUGACGUCAUUACUCGCUUUUGAUUGCGUUGCUCUAAUUGUGUGGGGAUUUCUUGCAUUUUUGCGUCAUUAAAUGGAGCGGCGUAGGUGACGUUUGGACUGUUGCGUUCAAGAGGAGCUCUUCCAAGACCAAAAGCCGGCGCGGAAAAAUAUGUAUGGACGCUAUACACAGGAGUUGGGGGCCUUUGCCAAAGAAGAGGCAGCUCGUCUGCGUGAGGAUGGAGCACUGCGGAGGACCACCAGUGUGCGCGGCCAGGCGCCAGAACUGAUGGAGUAUGAGAAGGACCCGUGUGCCAAGUGUCAAGUCUGUACAUCAUGGUGUCGGAAGUUCUUGAUUUCCCGUGUUGGUGAAGACUGGAUCUUUCUCAUCCUCCUGGGACUUCUCAUGGCAUUGGUCAGCUGGGCUAUGGACUAUACUAUUGCCUUCUGCCAGCAAGCACAGAAGUGGAUGUACGGUGGUCUGCACAAUAACAUGUUGCUACAGUACCUGGCCUGGGUCACUUACCCAGUAGUUCUCAUCACAUUCUCCGCCGGCUUCACACAGAUACUGGCGCCACAGGCAGUGGGCUCUGGGAUCCCAGAGAUGAAGACCAUUCUCCGAGGUGUGGUGCUAAAAGAGUACCUCACUUUCAAAACCUUCGUCGCCAAAGUGAUUGGCUUAACUUGUGCCCUUGGAAGUGGCAUGCCUCUGGGCAAAGAGGGACCAUUUGUUCAUGUUGCCAGUCUGUGUGCUGCUCUGUUGAGCAAAUUCAUGGCGUUGUUUGGAGGAAUCUACAUGAACGAGCUGAGAAACACUGAGAUGCUGUCAGCCGCCUGUGCAGUGGGGGUGGGCUGUUGCUUUGCGGCCCCUAUUGGAGGAGUGCUGUUUAGUAUUGAGGUCACAUCUACGUUCUUUGCUGUGAGGAACUACUGGAGAGGAUUCUUCGCGGCAACCUUCAGUGCUUUUAUCUUCAGGGUGCUGGCGGUGUGGAAUAAGGAUGAGGAGACAAUCACGGCUCUCUUCAAAACGCGCUUUCGUCUGGACUUUCCCUUUGACCUCCAAGAGCUUCCAGCUUUUGCUGUGCUCGGGAUUGCCAGUGGUUUUGGAGGUGCGUUGUUUGUCUACCUGAACAGGAUCAUAGUAGAGUCUAUGAGAAAACAGAAAACCAUCAACAAGUUUUUGCUAAAAAAAAGACUAGUGUAUCCAGCAGUGGUCACUCUUCUUGUCUCUACACUCACCUUUCCUCCAGGGUUUGGACAGUUCAUGGCAGGCCAGCUGACUCAACAUGAGUCACUAGUGGCACUGUUUGACAACCAGACCUGGUACAAGCAAGGUGUUGCUGAGGAGUUUGCGUAUUCAAGUGAAGUACCCCAGGCCUGGAAGCAUCCACAAGUCGGUGUGUUUAUCACACUCCUCCUCUUCAUUGUCAUGAAGUUCUGGAUGUCAGCUUUGGCCACAACAAUGCCUGUUCCUUGUGGGGCCUUCAUGCCGGUUUUCCUCAUCGGGGCCGGGUUCGGUCGACUGGUGGGCGAGAGCAUGGCCGCCGUCUUCCCCGAAGGAAUACAUGCUGACAGCACUGUAUAUCCCAUAGUUCCCGGCGCAUACGCAGUUGUAGGGGCGGCGGCUCUUUCCGGCGCAGUCACUCACACCGUGUCCACCGCCGUCAUUGUGUUCGAGCUGACCGGGCAAAUCUCGCACAUCCUGCCCGUGAUGAUCGCCGUGAUAUUGGCCAAUGCCGUGGCCCAGAGUCUGCAGCCUUCCCUCUACGAUUCCAUCAUCCGGAUCCAGAAACUUCCCUACCUGCCAGAGCUGGGCUGGGGACAGGAGAAAUAUAAUAUCCGUGUGGAGGACAUAAUGGUGAGAGACGUGCGGUAUAUCACUCUCUCCUCCUCUUACCGGGACCUGCAGGAAGCGCUCAUAACAGGCCAGCUUAAAACCCUGGCCUUGGUGGAGUCCAAAGAGUCCAUGAUCCUGCUGGGCUCUAUAGAGCGCUCCCAGCUUCAGUCCCUGCUCUCGCAGCAGCUCUGCCGAGCUCGCAGGCUGGAGUACUUGAGAGAACGUGCUCAGGACAAUGGCACCCAUGUGCCCACCUUCCCCCAAGACUCUCCCUCCAGGACUGGUUGUGGCGUACGGUUCCUGAUCUCCACUGAAGAGUCCUCCUUCAGCCCCACACUGACUAACUCCCAGAUCCCCCUCAAGUCUGCUCUGAAGACGGUGUCUGCAAUCAGCAACACAGAGUCAUUGAACAGCUCUCCAAACCUCUCCUCUGGGGAACCUGUGAAGGAGCUAGUUGAGAGCAAUGCUGGCCCCAAGGCUCCUAAGAGGAGCAGGAGGCCCAAGCGUGUGAAGAUACCCAUGGCGGAUUCACCUGAUGUUGAAGAUGACAUGUCAACAGCAGAGAUAACAGAGUGGGAGGAGCAACAGUUGGAUGCGGCUGUUAAUUUCAACAACUGUAAAAUAGACCCUGCACCCUUUCAGCUGGUGGAACGGACAUCUUUGCAUAAGACACACACCAUUUUCUCACUACUUGGUCUGGAUCAUGCCUAUGUCACCAGCACUGGACGUCUAGUUGGAGUUGUCUCUCUAAAGGAGUUGCGUAAGGCCAUCGAGGGCUCUGUAACUGUGACUGGAGUGAAAGUCCGUCCCCCGCUGGCCAGCUUCCGUGACAGCGGCAACAACAGCAGCGUCUCCGAGGUCACUGAGCUCCACAAGCUCUGGAGUCGUAACAGGAGCCUGUUGUUACCACGAGAACCUAACCUCCCCGACCUGGAUGACCAAACGGAGCAGCCGUCCGAGGGCAGCUUGUUAAACGAGACCGAGUGCACAGAGCUGUCCAGUCAAAACAGCCCAUUACACACAGACGACCAAUCAGAGCUGCCCUACACCGACGCCACGCCCCAAGAGGAGCACCUAACGCAGCUCCCCUGUGACUGUACCCACCCUCUGGAGGACGGGGGCUCCGAGGCCGUCAGCGAGCAGUGCCCAGCUCCGAUCAAGGAAGCAGUGAGCGAGGGAAUCCCCUCACCGCCGAAGGAUCAGCUGGAAUGACAGCUGCUUGCGCUCGGUAACACACACUCCAUUUACAACAUAAGCAGAAUUGUGAAGUCAGGUUAAGGAGAAACUGGAGGAAGUCUUUAAGUGAUGAAGCACACUCUCUGUUCCGCACUAAUCAAAUCAUCCCUAAUCGCUGGUCCUGCCCUUACACGAAACACGUCGUGUGUUUGCAUGUGUGGGAUGUCAUAGAUACGCACUGCAGUAUGAGUGCCAUGUGGCUUCAGAUGUGUUUGACGAUGGGCUCAUGAGCGAUCGUCUGUUUGUACUUGUGUAUUUGUCAUACAUUUGGGUUUCUGUUUAUUUGUGGCUUGAUAGCGCAUUUCUGUGUUGAUGUAUGUUGAUGAAAUCCAUUUAAAGAAGUUUAUGUUUGAUAAUGUCAGGGCGGGUUUCAUCAUAAACGUGUUUGUCCGUUGAUUUGUGGCUUCCUCGCACAAGCGACAGAGUGUGUGUAAGAAAAGCUGAGUGUGUGUGCAAGAGUGACUCAGCUGCACCUAGCCAACGCACCCAUCUGGUGCCGACACUUUAAAUCCAAAUAAAAUUGUCUCUUAGAGCCAAACUACAAAUUUGCUCUAAAUAUAGCCCUUAAUAACCCACACUGCAAGAAAACAUGGAGAGUAAGAGCAGGGGAAGAAAAGGGAAUGGGUGGGCAAAAGAGGACACAGAGGACAUGGAGGGAACAAGAACAUGAUGCAAAAUGAACGAAAGACAAGAGGGAUGCAUCAACACAAGUCGUGGAAAGGCAGGAGAAUGAAUGGGAGAGUGGGGUAAACUGUGUCACUUUUUACUUAGGUUGUCUACUAAGCAAGAAGAAAUAAGCAAUCAGGGAAAUGAAUAUGCCUGAUUAUAUUUUACAAAUACAUGGGGCAAAGAAAUAUGACUUUGUCCAGUGAUAUAACUUACCCCACAUAAGAGAAAGGAUGUGUUGUGAACCUAAUUAACAUGAAUUUUGAUAAUUUUGAUAAUUUUGACAAAAUUCACAUUUUCACAAACCGAAAUCUAGUGCAUUUGCAUGUAGUGUAACAGUUUUCAACAAUUUAUGAUAUGAUAUGAGUAUUAGUUUUUUCCUGCAUUUGGAUGCAAAACUCAUCCUCACUACAUGGCUCUGGCACCCUUUACCUUAAAGCUAAAAUUGUAUCAUUUCUAAUUCUUUGCUAAAUGUAUUUAUUUAUUCAUGAUGUGAUGUAAUGACACACAGCAUCUUUGGCAUUGAUACAUUUUUGACAUCAUACUCAUUUUUCCUGCCAUGUAAGAAAAUUACCUUGAUAUGCAGGUUUUGUUUUAUUUUUUAUUUUUUUUUAUUUUUAACACAAAAAAUUGCUUAUGUGAUUUACAGGCAGCUAAAUACAAAGGUCAUUUUUUUAAAGCAUGGUAAUGUGACAAAAAACAUCCAGUCUGCUAGAUUACAGGGUGGCACAUCUUACCCCACUCUCCCCUUUAAAACCAACAGUGACUCAUACAGUUUCCAACCAGGGUAGUUUUGAAGCACAUUGUAAUUAUCAUUCAAACAAAACACAGCAAUGCACAGGCGUUUUCCAUACUGACAGCAUGGGGGAAAAAUUUUAUACAUUUUAAAAAACGCUUUAGCAAAUCAUCAUUGAACUCACCGUUUGGAUGGUGUUGCCUGUAAUUACGAGAAAUGAUAUCCCACAUUAUGUAGGCACGUUAAGCAUGCGCAGAUCUGUAUCAGGACCAGUGAGUAGCAUAGCUGCCUGGCCAGUAAAAAUAUAUAUAAGCAUCUUCCUUAGAAACUCAAAAACUCUGAGAGACUCCAAGUGGAGAAACAGAGCCUCUUAAAUUCUUAAUUAUAUGCAUGAACCCCGAUGCAAUCAUUUGCAUGCUCACACACUCGCAUAAACAAUAUGCAUCAUACUGCUUUCCAGCCAGCUUAAAUACAGCCAUUUAAAAAGACUGCAUAGACCGGUUUCAUGUUACUUCUUCAGGUUUACUUACAUGGCCUUUUGCGUUUUUAAUUCAAGGCCAGAUUUGUUCAGAAAUAGAGUGCAAUAUUUUUCUUCACGACACGUCACAGACUACGACGACCGUGUAGAUCGAGUGAAGUUUUCGACUGUGUUAGACCCGCAAGAACCAGCCUUUGUAUAAAUACCAUUGCAGGGAGUUUGUGGUCACUGUGCAGAUCUCAUCCAGCAAUCAUCGAAGUAUUCAAAUGUGAUUCAUUGCAUCUGUGUACCUGCAAUCUGAAUUGUUUUACAUAUGCGCAAAGCUUUGAAAAUUUGAUUUUGAGCUGUCAACUGUGCAAUAAUGUCAUAUAAGAAUUACUGCUUGCCAAAUAGGAUUAUUUUACUGAACAUUGGCUCUAUUUCUACAGUGCAUAUUAUUUUGAAACUGUUUGCGAUAAUGCACUUCAUGAAUAGGACAUGUACUGAAACAAAAGGACAGUUAGUAUUUUGAAACGCCUUCAGAUUUCGUUUUCACAACUUAUAAAGUGUUUACUGGACCUCGGUGGUGGAGUUUUCACAAGUUUCAGCCUGAGGAUGAUGUAAUGUUCUUUUAUUGUUUGCAUCCAAACUGUGGCUGAACGAAGCUAUGCAGUAUGGUCAAGAACAGCACAACUACCCCAGACACAGCCUAAGCAGAGCAAAACAGAGAAUGACUUACGUUUCUUUUUCUUGUGCACUGCAGAAUUGGGAGGCUAUGGGUUUGAUUUAAAUGGAUCAAGGCAAGUGGACCAAAACCAUAUCCGUGAGACUGACUUCCUGACGCAGCCUUUUCUCAAUUUCGCAGAAUCGCCUGCUACGGGUUCUGCGAGCCACUAGAGAGAAAUUCAUCCGGCUGCACUAAUCAGCUGUUUUACUAACGUUUGUUAUGAAACCGAAUCCUGAUGUGGGACAGGAAUAACUUAAGCUAAUAAUGAUCUUUAGAUAUGUCGUGUCAGGUUUUGUCUCUGUUUGCUUGUGCAGUUUAAGUCAAGCCCACGGUGUGUAAAGUGUCUGCUAGUAUGCCGCACAUUCAGUGUAGAGUUAAGCAAUAAGUCUGCUCCCAUAUCCAUAAAUGGUUUUUACAAAUCAUUUGCUUGUACAGAAUACAGGGUAAAGCGGUAUGUAUAUGAAUUCUACUCACAUACCCUGUACAUAUAGAGAAGCAUAUUGAAUCAGCAUUAACCAUUAUUUUUCAGAGAACAUUAAAUUGUUUUGUACAUCAGUAAAUAUUAAAUUUCAACUUUAAAGCUU
Messenger RNA from Carassius gibelio (silver crucian carp), 6350 nucleotides. RefSeq names its product chloride channel protein 2-like. Gene Ontology annotation, biological process: chloride transport; transmembrane transport. Bases 280 to 3156 code for a protein of 958 amino acids. Gene Ontology annotation, molecular function: voltage-gated chloride channel activity. NCBI's taxonomy places the organism in Eukaryota, Metazoa, Chordata, Actinopteri, Cypriniformes, Cyprinidae. The transcript has 24 exons. Gene Ontology annotation, cellular component: membrane. The record is from RefSeq and is a predicted model, not a curated record.